Molecule: messenger RNA, 585 nt
Organism: Eruca vesicaria subsp. sativa (arugula)
Lineage: Eukaryota; Viridiplantae; Streptophyta; Magnoliopsida; Brassicales; Brassicaceae
Source: the annotation of a GenBank genome assembly
AUGUUGGGCAAGAUGCAUCACCCAAACGUAAUGGUCCCACUAGCUUAUGUGCUCUAUUCACAAGGAGUCUUGCUCUUCUAUGAAUUUUCUCACACUCACACUAUUUACGAUGUUUUACACAACCAUCCCAGAGAUGUGAUUGAUUGGACAAGCAUGUACAGUAGAGAAGUUGGUAUAGCUCAAGGAAUCUGCUACUUGCAUGGAUCCAAAUCCAACAGCUGUGAUCCAAUCCUCGUACCAGAUAUCUCUAGUAAAAAGAUAAUGCUCAAGUGUCUCACUGAACCUCAAGUAGAGGACAUUGAACUGUUCAAGGUAAUCGAUCCUUCCAGAAGAAAUAGCAGCCUCUCGGCAGUUGCAGGCACCAUCAGCUACAUUCCACCAGAGUAUGCUUACACGAUGAGGGUGACAAUGGCUGGGAAUGUCUACAUAUUUUGGGUGAUUCUUUUGGAUUUGUUAACGGGAAAGCUAUCGGUCAGCGAAGGAAGAGAGUUAGCCAAGUGGGUGCAGAGUCAUUCGAGCCACCAAGGGCAGCGCAACAACAUUCUUGACCUAAGAGUGCCCUCAGUAUUGCACUUGCCUGCAUAA